AUGGCACCAAAAUCGAAGAAGGGUGCCAACGCGCAGAAGUCGAAAGGUGGCGAAGAGGAGCGAGAAGAGCCUCUGCAGGCUGUGGUUUUCGCGGAUGCCUUCGAGACGACCUUUGCGCCUUUCACACUGGAGCGCCCACGAUGUCUGCUGCCACUGGCAAACACGCCGCUCAUCGAGUACACUUUCGACUUCCUGGCCAGCGCGGGUGUGGAGGAGACAAUCUUGUACUGUGGCAACCACAUUGAGCAGGUGGAGGAGUACUUCAAACGCUCGAAAUGGACCCGCGACACAGCGCCCUUCUCACUCGAGAUUAUCCGCUCGAACGCCCGCUCAGUCGGCGACGCAAUGCGGGACCUGGACCAGAAACAGCUGAUCACAGGUGACUUCAUCUGCGUAUAUGGAGACGUAGUCGCCAACGUCCCCAUGGAAGCGGCGAUAGCUGCACACCGGACCCGGAGAGAAAAAGACAAGAAGUCCAUCAUGACCAUGGUCCUGCGCGAAGCGGGCGACUUUCACCGCACCAAGUCGCAGAACAUCCGGCCUGCUUUCGUGAUCGACCCUGCAAGCGAACGGUGUGUGCAUUACGAGCAGGUGCGGCCGCGACAGACGCCACGACUGGACAUCGCGGAGGAGGUGCUCAAGGACCAUGUUGAGGUGGAGGUGAGGGAGGACCUCAUCGACUGUGGAAUCGACAUCUGCACGCCUGAAGUCCUGGCGCAGUACACAGACAACUUCGACUGGCAGGCUCCUCGGCGAGGGUUCCUUUAUGGUGUGCUAAAGGACUUUGAGACGAUGCAGCUUUCGGUGCACACGCAUAUUACUAGCGAAGGGUAUGCCGCACGGGUGAAGAACUUGCAGGCCUACGAUGCAGUCACGCGAGACGUCAUAUCGCGGUGGGCGUACCCGCUAUGUCCGGACGUCAACAUGCUUUCGGACCAGACGUAUCAGCUGCAGAAGGGCAACGUCUAUAAGGAAGACGGCGUGGUGUUGGCGCGGUCGAGUGUCGUCAAUCGGAAGUCUAUGCUGGGAAAGGCGACUUCUGUUGGCGGCGGUACUGUCAUCACUGAAAGCGUCAUUGGCAGACGAUGUGUGAUUGGCAAACGAGUCAAGCUGAGCGGCGCUUACAUCUGGGACGAUGCUCGAAUAGGUGAUGAUACUGUCAUCGAAAGAGCUAUUGUUGCAAAUGAGGCCGGCGUUGGCAAGAGAUGCCAUAUAAAGCCCGGUGCGCUGAUAUCAUAUGGCGUGAGAGUGGCAGAUGGUACUUCGGUUAUGGGCAGUAGCAGAGUGACGAAGUCCAAGCGGAGACGAUCUUCUGGUCCGAAUGAGCCUGUUAAAGCUACAACAGACCCGAAGAUCGUCGGUGAAGGCGGAGAGGGCUACGAGUUGGCCGUGGAUGAAGAUGAGGAUGAGACACUGGAGUCACUAGUACCCGGUGACAUCUACAACACGGCAGACGCUGCUUUCUCGGACGACUCGAUAUCGACAUUGGAUUCGGAGGACGAAGAAGACAGCUUAGACGAGGACGCUAAACGCCGUUCUUCACGCAGCGAGAGCUUCGCAUCCAUCAACUCGGACGAAAGCGGGGACACUCGAAGACGAGCAGCAGACUUCCAUCACGAGGCUACGGCUAGCAUCGUGGACGCUCUGCAGAAGAACGAAGAUGCCGAUACCAUUCAGCUCGAGCUACAAGCGCUGAAGCUCAGCAGCAACGCGGAAGACAAGCAAGUCCGCCGCACCGUCGCCGUAUCGCUCAUGAAGCGCAUCGCUGGUCUCGUCGAAUCUGGCACGUCACCUAAAGACGCCGUCUCAAAAGUGGUCCCGCCAAACAAGCUACUGAUACAGCGAUGUGUGGGUACAGACAAGGAGGAGUACUCGGAGCAAGUCGAGUUCUUGCUCUACAUGCAGACGGAUCUGGUGCAUCGGCAGCAAGGCGACAAGAUUCUGCUAUUUGCAUGCAAUGUGCUGGCUCAUGAUGAUCUGGUGGAGGCGGAGGGGUUCGAGCAAUGGUGGGAGGACCCGAGGAGUUCGGCGUCCGAGGAGCUGCAGGAUGUGAGGAGGGAGACGAAGCAGUUGGUUGAUGUGCUUGUCGGUGAUGAUGAAGAUGAAGAUGACGAGGAGGAUGAAGAUAGCGAGUAG
Messenger RNA from Saxophila tyrrhenica, 2136 nucleotides. It is a transcript of the gene GCD6, whose product is annotated as translation initiation factor eIF-2B epsilon subunit, GEF. Gene Ontology annotation, cellular component: eukaryotic translation initiation factor 2B complex. The transcript has 3 exons. The record is from RefSeq and is a predicted model, not a curated record. Gene Ontology annotation, molecular function: guanyl-nucleotide exchange factor activity; translation initiation factor activity; translation initiation factor binding. Bases 1 to 2136 code for a protein of 711 amino acids. Lineage: Eukaryota; Fungi; Ascomycota; Dothideomycetes; Mycosphaerellales; Extremaceae.